Drosophila nasuta is the source of this 1584-nucleotide messenger RNA. It is a transcript of the gene tin, whose product is annotated as tinman. Lineage: Eukaryota; Metazoa; Arthropoda; Insecta; Diptera; Drosophilidae. Gene Ontology annotation, biological process: regulation of transcription by RNA polymerase II; cell differentiation. The transcript has 3 exons. The record is from RefSeq and is a predicted model, not a curated record. Gene Ontology annotation, cellular component: nucleus. The coding region runs from base 53 to 1450 and encodes 465 amino acids. Gene Ontology annotation, molecular function: RNA polymerase II cis-regulatory region sequence-specific DNA binding; DNA-binding transcription factor activity, RNA polymerase II-specific.
AAGAGCUCAAGUGAUUCGGAAUUGUGCCAAAGCCAAAGUGCAAUAAAUAAUAAUGUUGCAGCAUCAUCAACACCAGGCACAAACCGCCGGCUACUAUGAUUACAAUCAAACACCUAGUCCAGGCAGCAUGACAAAUGCGGAUGCCCUCAACACAACUCCAUUCUCAGUCAAGGAUAUACUCAAUAUGGUCAAUCAAACCGAGGCCUACGAUGCUGGCUAUGGACAUCUCGAUAGCGCGACGGCAGCUUCAACGCUCUAUGGCGCCGGCGAUUACCAGCUUCAUCAGCAUCAGCAGCAUCUCCAGCUCCAGCAGCAACAGCAGCAGCAUCAACAGCAACAGCAGCAGCAGCAUCAGCAACUGCAGCACCAUCAACAGCAACAACAACAGCAACUGCAAAAUCAUUUGGUUGAGCAUGAUGAGGAUGCCAUGGCCACGACUUCAUCGCUGUCGCCUUUGCUGCCACCGCCACAUGGCCAUCAUUCCCAUGCACAUGCCCAUCAUCAUCAUCAUCAGCUGUACGCUGGCUAUCAUCAGGACUAUGGCAUGCCAGCGCACAUGUUCCAGCAUCCACAUCCGCACGCGCACCAAGGCUAUCAGCCCGCCUACAAUGUGUCCGCCUCGCAGUUCUAUGCGGGCAACGCUUCCAAUGCCUAUCAGACCUCCUCCGCCGGCUACAACUACAACUAUGCGACCGCAGCCUCCGCUGUCGCCAGUCCUGGCGAUCUCUAUGCCAGCGCUGCCUCCGUCUCCGCCUCCUCCACGCUGCCCUCAGUUGGAUCACCCGCUGUCUCCAAUGCUGCUGCUGCUAUUCUCGCUGCCGGCUCCAUCAAGAGCGAGUAUAUUCCCACGCCCUACGUCACGCCCUCGCCCACCCUCGAUCUGAACAGCUCAACGGAGGUGGACGGCGGACAUGGCUCAGCGCACAAGCUUGCCGGGAAUGGCAUCGCACAGCGAUUGCUUGAUCCACAGCGAGCAGGAGAAUGUGCCAAGCGAAAGGAGAGUCAGGUGACUUCAUCGCGCGCUGAGCUGCGCAAGAACAGCAGCCAAAAUGGAAGUGGGAACAGCAGCAACAACAACAACAACAACAGCAACAAUUCGUCUGGAAAACCGCGAAUGAAGCGCAAACCUCGUGUGUUAUUCUCUCAGGCACAAGUGCUGGAGUUGGAGUGUCGCUUUCGCAUUAAGAAAUAUUUAACCGGUGCCGAGCGAGAAAUCAUUGCACAGAAAUUGAAUUUGUCGGCGACGCAGGUGAAGAUCUGGUUUCAGAAUCGACGCUACAAAUCGAAGCGCGGCGACAUCGAUGGCGAUGGGAUUGUGAAGCAUCAUCAUCAUCAACAGCAGCAGCAGCCACAGAUGAAGCUGAAGACGGAGUCAACGGGAGGCAGCUCUUUGCCUCCCCCGCUGCCCAAUCACAUGAUGUGGCCAAGUGCAGCACAGCAGCUGCAAUAGGAUAAGGGAAAAGGAUGUGUUUUUUGCUAAUUUAUUACAGCUCCAAUGCCUCAUUAACUCUAGUACCUUGUUGUAUAUACUUGAUUACUUAUUAUAUAUUAUAUUUUACUGUUUUUGGACAAUAAAUAAAGUUU